Molecule: messenger RNA, 1861 nt
Organism: Lontra canadensis (Northern American river otter)
Lineage: Eukaryota; Metazoa; Chordata; Mammalia; Carnivora; Mustelidae
Product: zinc finger protein 596-like
Exons: 6
Coding region: 141-1703 (520 amino acids)
Biological process (GO): regulation of transcription by RNA polymerase II
Cellular component (GO): PcG protein complex; transcription regulator complex
Molecular function (GO): DNA-binding transcription factor activity, RNA polymerase II-specific; RNA polymerase II cis-regulatory region sequence-specific DNA binding
Source: RefSeq, a predicted model, not a curated record
GCACUGGCGCCGGGCAAUGCAAGGGGCAUUGCUGUGAAGUCCUAAGUUGCUCUCCUUAUUAAAUCAGCCUUGCCUCCUGUUGCUGAGAGACUGUGUAUGAGUGAAAACCCAGAAGAUACUUGGCAACUGAGCUACUAAGAAUGGACUCACAAGAAUCAGUGACAUUUGAGGAUGUAGCUGUAGACUUUACUCAGGAAGAGUGGACCCUGCUGGACAGGUCCCAGAGAAAACUCUUCAGAGAUGUGAUGCUGGAAAACAUCAGUCACCUUGUCUCAAUUGGGAGACAGCUCUACAAAUCUGAUAUGAUUUCCCACUUGGAACCAGGAGAGCACCUUUCAAAAGAAGGGCUAGGUUUGCUGCAGUGCCAGAGUCUGGAUAGGGAAGAUGAUCUUAAAAAACAAGAAAUGAUAUUCAUGCAACAUGUCUGCAAGGACACAGCAUUAGUCAGUGCAACGCAAAGAUCUCACACUCAAGAGGAUCCUUUUGAAUGCAAUGAUUUUGGAGAAAGUUUAACUGAAAUACUAACAUGGACUCAAUAUGUGGUACCUAAAAUGGGAAAGAAUCCCUCUAUCAGCAAAGAAUGUGGAAAAGACAGCAGUUGUUUCCCAUCGUUUAAUACACAUAAGCAGAGUCACACUACAAGUAAAUCACAUGAAUGUCAUCAGCGUGGGAACGCCUUUAUUCAAAGCUCUGCCCAUAGACAAACCAAUACUACUCAGAAUGGAGAGAAAACAUUUGAAUGUCAUGAAUGUGGGAAAGCCUUUGGAAAAAGUUCUAACCUGAGGCGACAUGAGAUGAUUCACACUGGAGUGAAACCACAUGGAUGUCAUCUGUGUGGGAAGGCCUUCACUCAUUGUUCUGACCUUAGAAAACAUGAGAGAAUUCACACUGGAGAGAAAUCAUAUGGAUGUCAUCUAUGUGGGAAAGCCUUCAGUAAGAGUUACAACCUUCGGCGACACGAGAUGAUUCACACAAGGAAAAAACCCCAUGAAUGCCAUCUAUGUGGGAAAGCCUUCACUCACUGUUCUGACCUUAACAAACAUGAAAGAACUCACUUUGGAGAGAAACCAUAUGGGUGCCAUCUAUGCGGGAAGACAUUCAGUAAAACUUCAUACCUUAGACAACAUGAGCGAACUCAUAAUGGAGAGAAACCGUAUGAGUGUCAUCUCUGUGGGAAGGCAUUCACUCACUGUUCUCACCUUAGAAAACAUGAGAGAACUCACACUGGAGAGAAACCCUACGAAUGUCAUCUAUGUGGGAAAGCUUUCACUGAAUCUUCUGUCCUUAGACGACAUGAGAGAACCCACACUGGAGAGAAACCGUAUGAAUGUCACCUCUGUUGGAAAGCCUUUACUGAUUCUUCUGUCCUUAAAAGACAUGAGAGAACUCACACUGGAGAAAAACCAUACGAAUGUCACCUAUGUGGGAAAGCUUUCAAUCACUCUUCUGUCCUUAGACGACACGAGAGAACGCACACCGGUGAGAAACCGUACAAAUGCAGUGUAUGUGGGAAAGCCUUCAAUAGAAGCUAUAACUUUAGAUUGCAUAAGAGAAUCCACACUGGAGAGAAACCAUAUAAAUGUUAUGUAUGUGGGAAAGCCUUCAGUAAAUAUUUUAACCUUAGACAACAUGAGAAAAUACAUGUAAAAAUAAUCAGUGUAGACGAUUCACCACCUAUAGCUUCAAACUAUAAACACUCUUGAGGGCUCAAACACUCAAGAAACACUAGGUUUGUAAUCAGUGUGGGAGAGCACUUUUCCAUCUUUAUUACUUCACUCAACUGAAGGUAAUCCCAAGUGGAGAGAAUCUGCAUGUGGGUCACACCUGUGUGACCAAACCUUCACGUAAUGGACUGACAUGA